This is a messenger RNA of Camellia sinensis, 1563 nucleotides long. NCBI's taxonomy places the organism in Eukaryota, Viridiplantae, Streptophyta, Magnoliopsida, Ericales, Theaceae. The record is from RefSeq and is a predicted model, not a curated record.
UUUAGGGCUAUUUCGUUGCUUCUCUAUGUAGGGCAAAACAUAGCCGUAUCCAUUUGUGAUGAGCCGUAUCCUGGCCGUAUCCCGCACCCGUACCCGUGUCGUGUCGUGUCGACACGGGUACCUCUGAAAUUUCAAAGAGUCCGUGUAACAUAGGCGGUGAGGUGAGGGAGGAUCGGCGGUGAGGGAGCAGCGGCGGUGAGGGAGCAGAGAGAGCAACAGCCCCGUCGUGUGUGAGAGAGAGAGAGAGGAAGGAGAAACCCUCAACAAAAGCGGCGGUGAGGGACGAUCGGCGUGAGGGAGGAUCGGCGGUGAGAGAGAGAGGGGGAGACCAAACCCUAAAGAACACAACGGCGAGCGAGAGAGAGAGAGAGAGAGAGAGAGAGGAGCAGUGCCAUGUGAGUGAGAGACUGAUGAGAGCAGCAGUGCAAUAUGUCAAACCCUAAACAAACACACACACACAUUAUAUAUACUAGGGACAUAAUGGUAAUUUUGACGUAGGGGGCUAAAUGGGGCGGGGGCGGGUCUUGGACAUGUAUCCCCGUCCCCGGCCCGGAUGUCAUCGGGAUUAAUUUUUUAAUACCAUCCCCGGUCCAUCAGGGGUAUUUUUCGAGGAAUAACCGUUUAAUUCGGAGUCGGGGGGUCGGGUUUAGAUUGCCAUCCCUAUCCAGGUUACAACCUCAUGGUCAAGGUUCAUGAGCACAGCAGGUUCCCUGAGUACCUAGCCUCAGUCAUGUUGUACCAAGCUGGCCAAAACGAUAUCACCACCGCAGAAGUGUGGCAGGCGGAUUGCCAGCAAUGGAGGGGUAUGCGAAAGGCCUACAGUGCAGUAUGGGACAUGGCUAACCCACCAGCAGGGGCACUUAACUUCAGGGUCCAAGUAAGUGGCAGUGCAGGGUUGAAGAAGGUGCAGCUGACUAGUGUGAUUCCUAGUGAAUGGAAAGCUGGGGCUGUUUAUGACACAACCAUUCAGCUUACUUAAGCCCUAUUAAACUCCUAAUCCCAAUGAAGACAAAUAUAUCUUAAGUAUAUGUAGAGUAGGAGCUGCUUAUUAAUUAUUUCCUAGUAGUUUUGAUUCAGUGAUUAAAGUUAUGUUUGUCUCCGGUGUUAGAGCUAGUGCUCUUCACCUUUCUCAAUAAGGAAUCGGAUUGUGUACUAUGUUUAUUUCACAUGCAAAUAAUGCAGCUAAAAGAGUGUGGACCCAACUAACUCUCAACCCUAUCCAAACUCUUGGUGAUAGUCCGAACACCACGAUUUUAUGGUUAAAAAAUAAGAGUUAACAACCUUUUAAAUAAAAAGUUAGGCCAGCUCACAAUCAAGCUAAUUUGCAAAAGAAACUAAACAAAAUGCCGAUCUUAGUAAAGGGUAUUGAUAUUGCAAGCAAUUUGUCACUCCUAAGUAAUCAUCACGUUAAACAAAUGUGAGAAACAUAAAGUUGCAAUGCAGAAACACUAAAAAAAAAAAGUCACUUACAUCAUAACUGUUCCACAAAAUUCACAUGUACAAAUUCCAAAUCAUGCAAAAUCAGCAAAACAUGAAAAAAGUGCCAUCAUUCCAAACUAUAGA